GUUGAAGUUGUUGGCAUUUUGAAAAGGACAAAUGAUUAAACUGAAAAAAGAAAACCAAACAGCUGAAAUAAAGAGACGAGUGAGACUGGCCUGGGCAGCAUUUGGAAAAUUAAGUUACAUAUUAAAAAACAAAAGAUAUCUACAGUACCCCACAACCAAAGUAUAUAAUCAAUGUAUACUCCCUGUACUUACUUACGGAUCCCAGACCUGGACACUAACAAAAUCAAAUAUGUAUAAGGUAACAAAAUUUCAAAGAUCUAUGUAAAGACAAAUGCUACAUGUAAGGCUGGCAGAUAGAAAAAGGAGUGAGCUGGAAGUGAAGUAGCAAAAUUGAAAUGGAAGUUUUCCGGUCACAAUGUCUGAGAAGGAUGAUCGAUGGAACAAAUGCAUCGUAAACUGGAGGCCCUGGGAGAAUAGAAGAAGUAGAGGAAGACCUCAGGGCCCCAAUUCUUGAAAACCGGGGAGCAGAACAACCGAGAGAAAAGGGGCGUGGUUCUAUUAAGAGACGCUGAAUGGUAUUCUUGAACGUCUUUCUAUUGAACGUUAAUAGAAGGACGGCUCCCUCAUGCAUCUACUGGGUAAAUUAAAGGGAUUAGCCAUCAGGGAGGUCUUUUUUGACGGUUUUGAGCAUUAUAACCUUACUUUAUUCUCUUUCUUUACAAAUUUUAUGUUGCACAGUGGAAUUUUACUAUUUAAUAAUGAAUAAUAAUAAUCUUCAAAGAUUUUUGUUGUGGGAAGAAAUUAUGGAAGAUGUUAGAGAUGCUGAAGAGUUUUACAAUAUAAGAAGAGAAGUACUUCGAAGGUCGAAUCCCUUUGAUUUGUCUGAUGAGAAAUUCAUAAAGUUAUUUAGACUUACAAAACCUCUAUGUGAAAACUUAAUAAAUAUUGUAAGACCAUUCGUUCACGAACCCCCUAGAAGAUCAGCAUUAACAGUGCAAACAAAGGUCUUGGCAGCUUUGAGCUUCUUUGGCACUGGAAGUUAUCAAGAAAUUACAGGAGCAAGCAAUUAUGUUGGCAUUAGCCAACCAUCAGUGAGUAGAUGUAUCAAAGAAGUUUGUAAUGCAAUGAAUCAGCCUCAAAUAUUGAAUAACUGGAUCCAUUUUCCCAGAAACAUAGAGGAAAUGCAAGCUCUUCGAACUAGGUAUGCAAGCUAUUGGUUUCGCAAUAAUGACUAUAAUGUAUGUAAUGCAUAUACCUAGGGAACUUUACUAUAAUAAAAAGGCUGUUUUGACAAUGUUUACAUUUGUUACAUAUUUGGUUGAUCCGUAAAUCCAUCUGCUUUUUAAUAGUAGUAUGUAAAAAAUAGUUAAUUUUUUAGUUAUUGGUUGUGUGGACUGCACACAUAUCAGCAUUGUAGCUCCACAUACAGAUGAUCCUGAGUUUCCAGAAUAUAUUUAUGUUAAUCGAAAGAAUUAUCAUUCGAUAAAUGUUCAGUUGGUAUGUCAACAAAUCAAAUAUAAAAAUGAUCCAUUAUUUUGUAAAAUUUACAUCUAAUAAGAUUUUAAUUGUAUGUUAUAUACUUA
Molecule: messenger RNA, 1523 nt
Organism: Sitophilus oryzae (rice weevil)
Lineage: Eukaryota; Metazoa; Arthropoda; Insecta; Coleoptera; Curculionidae
Product: putative nuclease HARBI1
Exons: 2
Coding region: 699-1199 (166 amino acids)
Source: RefSeq, a predicted model, not a curated record